This is a messenger RNA of Setaria italica (foxtail millet), 2160 nucleotides long. Its product is annotated as aldehyde dehydrogenase family 2 member B7, mitochondrial. The transcript has 11 exons. Gene Ontology annotation, molecular function: aldehyde dehydrogenase (NAD+) activity. Lineage: Eukaryota; Viridiplantae; Streptophyta; Magnoliopsida; Poales; Poaceae. The coding region runs from base 239 to 1888 and encodes 549 amino acids. The record is from RefSeq and is a predicted model, not a curated record.
UUUCCUCCCCAAAACAAAGCCCAAAUCCAAGAGGGAGGCAAAGGGGAGGCAGCCGGCAGCCAUUACUCCUCCAGUCCUCACUCCCACCCGCCACCACCACCGCAGCAGCUGCUGCUGGGGACGCCUGCAAGUACAGGAGGAUAUCCGCUUCCAUUACUGAGCGGCGGCGGCGGGUCAGCAGCAGCAGGAGCCAGCAGAGGGUUCGAUUCCGGGGGCGCAAUAAAUUCCCCACGCACCCAUGGCACGGAGGGCCGCCUCCUCGCUCGUCUCCCGCUGCCUCCUCGCCAACAGGGCCGCGGCCUCUGCCGGCGCCGCGCCCGCUGUCCCCUCCGCGCUCCGCAGGCCAGUUGGGACGCGCGGGCUGUUGCCAGGGGUCCUUCAGAGGUUCAGCACGGCAGCUGUAGCAGAGGAGCCCAUCUCGCCCCCAGUCCAAGUGAACUACACAAAGCUCCUCAUCAAUGGCAACUUCGUUGAUUCCGCAUCCGGCAAGACCUUCCCAACUCUGGACCCUCGUACGGGGGAGGUGAUUGCUCAUGUGGCUGAAGGUGACGCAGAGGACGUUAACCGUGCUGUUGCUGCAGCCCGCAAGGCUUUUGAUGUGGGGCCAUGGCCAAAGAUGACAGCAUAUGAGAGGUCCCGUAUCCUGCUGCGAUUUGCUGAUUUGAUCGAGAAGCACAAUGACGAGCUUGCUGCUUUGGAGACAUGGGACAAUGGGAAGCCAUACGAGCAAGCUGCCCACAUUGAAGUACCGAUGGUGGCCCGUCUUAUGCGUUACUAUGCUGGUUGGGCUGAUAAGAUCCACGGGCUUGUUGUUCCGGCUGACGGUCCACACCAUGUACAGGUCUUGCACGAGCCAAUUGGUGUUGCAGGUCAGAUCAUCCCAUGGAACUUCCCACUUCUGAUGUUUGCCUGGAAAGUUGGCCCUGCUUUGGCAUGUGGGAACACUCUUGUACUCAAGACUGCUGAACAAACUCCUCUAUCGGCUUUGUAUAUCUCCAAGUUGUUGCAUGAGGCUGGACUUCCUGAGGGUGUCGUGAAUGUCGUCUCUGGUUUUGGUCCUACUGCUGGUGCUGCUCUUGCUAGUCACAUGGAUGUUGAUAAGCUUGCAUUCACUGGAUCUACCGACACCGGAAAAAUUGUUCUUGAGUUAGCCGCAAGGAGCAACCUUAAGCCAGUGACACUGGAGUUAGGAGGCAAAUCUCCUUUUGUCAUCAUGGACGAUGCUGAUGUUGACCACGCUGUUGAGCUUGCUCACUUUGCCCUGUUCUUUAACCAGGGACAAUGCUGCUGUGCUGGAUCUCGCACGUUUGUACAUGAACGUAUUUAUGAUGAGUUCGUGGAGAAGUCCAAAGCUCGUGCAUUGAAGCGCGUCGUUGGCGAUCCAUUCAGGAAAGGUGUAGAACAGGGCCCUCAGAUUGAUGAUGAGCAAUUUAACAAGAUCUUGCGCUACAUUAGAUCUGGUGUUGACAGUGGAGCUACCCUUGUCACUGGUGGUGAUAGGUUGGGUGACAAAGGUUUCUACAUCCAACCAACGAUUUUCUCAGAUGUGCAGGAUGGCAUGAAGAUUGCUCAAGAAGAGAUAUUUGGGCCUGUCCAAUCGAUCCUCAAGUUCAAAGAUCUGAAUGAGGUUAUCGAGAGGGCAAAUGCAAGCCAAUACGGAUUGGCCGCUGGUGUGUUCACCAAGAGCUUGGACACGGCCAACACCCUGACACGGGCACUCAGGGUCGGUACCGUCUGGGUGAACUGCUUCGACGUCUUCGACGCCGGGAUCCCCUUCGGUGGGUACAAGCAGAGUGGCAUCGGGAGGGAGAAGGGCGUCGACAGCCUGAAGAACUACCUGCAAGUGAAGGCCGUUGUCACCCCUAUCAAGAAUGCCGCCUGGUUGUAGGUGUUGCAUGUGUGUGACCCUACUGACAUGGACUGGGAAGUCCAUUUCCUCUCUACAUCCCGAACAAUGUGAAGAUGGCGAUAGUCGGAUCGAUGACGAUGAAGAAGGUGAAGAACAACCCUAAUAAGAUUUGCCCUAAUAAGCCCUUCUGGUUGGUGCCUAUCUUGUGUAAUUGGUUCCUCUCUUUUGCUUUUGAGACACAAGACUGUUAUAUUGUAGCAACGGAUUUGUGUUCAUUAUGAAAAAGAAGUUGGAUAAUAUUUGCGAUGGAC